AUGAGUGCAGCAACAGCAUCAUGUUCCUCAUUUCAACCACAUGUUGUAUCUGAAGAAUCUUAUUGUUCACCAUGGGAUUUAAAAACACAAGAAGAAAAAUUAAAAUUACUCAGUGAACAACGAUCAACAUCAUCAUCAAAUACUAUAACAGCAUUAACUGAUGCUUUACUUCAUCCAUCUAAUACGAACAAUCGUUCAACAUCUUCAUCAUCUUCUUCCAAUAAUAAUAACAAUGCAUUUCAUCGUACUCGUUCAGCACGUACCACAUCAUCAACAAAAAAAUCGCUUACACUUCGUGAACCUUCACCACCUUUACUUCCUCCAUUACCACCUGGUGGUUUAAUACUGCCGCCACCACCACCAACAACUAAUGUCACAUGCCAAUGUGGUAGUAAUAAUAGUACUCGAAAUCGAUCACUUAAUAAUAAUAAUAAUAAUAAUUCGAUGAAUGAAAGUCUUGAUCCAUCAUUAAAAAAAAUUUCCUAUUGUCUCAAUGCACAUGCUAUUCGUUCGGGUACAGAUACUUCACGUAGUUUUGUUUUUGCAUCUUCAUCACCAUCUAAUGAACAUUCACAACGAGUUAAUACAGCACCAGCUAAAGUUGAUUUAUCAUAUGUAAUUGAAAAUCGGCAAGAAUUAACAAAUAUAACAACACAAAAUAGUACAAUAUCUUCAUCAUCAUCAUCAUCAUCAGCUGAAUCACCAUUGAUCACAGACGAUACGAAACCGAUGUCAUUUGAAGCUGCCUUACAACGAUUUAAACGUUUAAGUUCAUCAACCCGAUGUAAUAAUACAAAUGUUUCGGUAUCUUCUUCAUCUAAAACACAAAUUACAACUAAUCCAGAAUCACCCAUAGCUUAUGAACGACCAUGGGAUACAUUACAAACAUCUCUUAUCAAUAGUCUUUCAUCUCCACCAUCAUUAACAAAUAGUCGUAAUGGAGGAGGUUCAUUACAAAAGAUGUCUAUCACAGAAGAAUCAAAACAACAUUGUUCACCACCAUUUCCUAUGGUUUCUCCUACAAUUACAACUUGUCGACAUAGCACAUGUUCACCAGAUGAUAAACAUAAUAUUAGUAAUACAAACAUAGGAGAAAUCAAUAAGACAAACAGUCGUAGCCUUGUUCCAUUAACACCAGAUAUUGAUACGACAAUUCCAAUCGAUCGGUAUUUUUGGUAUCAUUAUGCAAUGUCACGACGGACAGCUGAAAAUAUUUUACAAACUCGUCCACCUGGUAGUUUUCUUGUACGUCAAAGUGAAAGUGGAAAUCAAAAUGAUUAUUCACUUUCAAUCAGAACGGCAAAAAGUUGUAUGCACAUGCGUAUAUGUUACUCAACAGGUGUUUAUAUUCUUGGAGAAUGCUCAAGACCAUUUCCAAGUGUAUCACGUAUGAUUGAAUAUUUUAGUCAAACAUCGGUACCUAUACGUGGUGCAGCACCUAUUAAAUUGGGUACACCUGUAUUUCGAUGUGAAACAUUGACAUCAUCACCUAAUAAUCAUCAUUGUAAUGAAGGAAAUGAAGAACUUUUGUAA
Molecule: messenger RNA, 1533 nt
Organism: Rotaria sp. Silwood2
Lineage: Eukaryota; Metazoa; Rotifera; Eurotatoria; Philodinida; Philodinidae
Source: the annotation of a GenBank genome assembly